UGCUGUACAUAAACUCUUUCGAAGCGGCGCCACUAGUCAGCGCAGCCAACUAGUAUUAGUUCGACGUCGGGACGAAAUGGUUGUAUGUCAGCUACGAUAAAGUUGCACGCUGAAUACGUACUUUUUAAUAUUUUCGAAUUUGCAUAAUAUUUAUCACAAGACUUGCUUUGAAGUAGUUUAGGAACCUUUUGAAUUUGUAUUUAUCCCAAGAUUGUUUUCUGCGUAAUUUAGGAACGUAGUUUAAAAUGAACGGUUUGAUUGCAGGUGUUCUUUUUUUGAAUGUGUUAUUUUAAAAGUGAAUUUUAGAGGGAGAUUUUUUUUUAUAGAAGACAAAGAUUUAAAAAUGGAAGUGAAAACGACCAGCACGUCUAAAAUUGCCGCUUCAGUGCUAAUAAUUAUAAACGGUGUUACUUUGAUAUGCUGCUCUGCUCUGUUCGCGUUUAGUCUAUGGAUGAUAGCGUCUCCGAGCACCCUGUCCAAUGCUGUGCAGAGUGCAGGCACGCCGGCCAUAAAGACAUUGUUGGGGCCUGAAGCGCUGACUGUGCAGGUGGGGGUGGCAACGGCCGCGGUGGCCGGCUUCGUAUUCUGUAUCUCACUCAUGGGGUUGUACGGUGCCGUGAGUCGCUCACAGUUCUUACUGUUUAUGUAUUCAACUUUAAUGCUGCUCUUACUGCUAUUGGAGUGUGCCCUAUUCUACUAUUUUUCAUCUACUUUGACCGAGAAAGGUCUCCUAGAGCAAGACGGACAAUGGACGCACGCUCUCCGAUUGGUUUUCGCCUGCUGUGAUAGUGACGUCACAGUGAAGGCAGAAAGGAAGCCGCCAUGGUCCUGCUGUGGCCCGGCUGGGUACCCUGACAACUGUACCUCCAGCCAGCUGUAUGAGAAGGAUUGUCGGCAAACGAUAACAGCGUGGUUACACCGGUACCAAACUGCGAUCUACGCUUCCCUGGCGGUGCUGCACAUUAUAUUGUCGUCCUGCUCUCUCGUGCGCCGACGUCGCAGUGCGUCCCUCUCGCACAGAUAGCGAUCACCGCGCCGUGCAAACGGCGCACCAACACCUAAACCGAGGAAACGUUCGUGGCACGUGUCCCGGGUGUCCCCGGGGGACAGCUCAGAUGAUGUGCUCAUGUUGGUACUGGGACGCGGCAGAAUCGGCUGGGUCGACAAACCGUAGUAGUGACGAAGUUCACAUCGAAUCCACAACGUUAAUAAAUGUCCCGAUUGUCCCAGAAUGUAAUUUAUUAGAAAAAUAUUAAUAAAUAAGAAACUUUAUAAAAAUAUUUGGAAAUAAAAUUAAAUAAAUAAGGUCACAAAAUAUUUGCACUAUGUGUCCCGGGUGUCUCCAGGGAAACCUCAGAUGAUAAGAGUGAUUGCAAUUCUACAGCGUUAACAAAUGUCCCAACUGUCCCAGAAUGCUUCAAUGAAUAUUUAAAUAUUUAAUACUCAAAAUUAUUAAAUAUGCUCACGAGAAUGUUUGUAACAUGUGUCCCAGGUGGCCCCAUGGAAUAGAUCAAAUUAUGUGCUCAUUUUGGUAUCAGAAUGUUGUAGGAUCGGUUGGAUUGACAAACCGUAAAGAUGAUAACAAUGACAGUAAUUCUGUAGCGUUCAAUGCAUGUCCCAGUUGUCCCACAAAUUAUAAUACUACUAAAAAUGUGAAAGUUCAUAAAGAUGCUUGGUUAUUUGUUAUACAAAAUAAUUAAAUAUGGUCAUAAUAACGUUUAUGAUAUGUGUCCUAGGUGUCCCCGUGGGACAGAUCUAAUGAUGUGCUCAAGUUGGUAUUGCGUCGUGGUAGGAUGAAUGAAUCGACAAACGAAAGUAAUUGCAAAUAACGCUUAAUAAUUAGAUGAAGUGUCCCAUUUGUCCCACUCUUGACUAAUAAAUGUGAAAGUUUAUAAAGAUAUUUGGAUAUUUCUUAUUCAAAAUAUAUAAAUAUGCCCAUGAUGUCCCAGGUGUCCCCACGGGACAGCUCAGGUCUUGUGCUCAAGUUUGGUGUUAGAAUACAGCAGCAAUGAUGAUGGGACAGUAAUUGCACAGUUUUAAAUGGAUGUCCCAAUUGUCCCACAAUGUAAAUAAUUCUGUAACUACAAUCCUACUAAUAAAUGUGACAAUUUAUAAA
Messenger RNA from Galleria mellonella (greater wax moth), 2116 nucleotides. RefSeq lists its product as uncharacterized. The transcript is spliced from 9 exons. The coding region runs from base 344 to 1024 and encodes 226 amino acids. The record is from RefSeq and is a predicted model, not a curated record. Gene Ontology annotation, cellular component: membrane. Lineage: Eukaryota; Metazoa; Arthropoda; Insecta; Lepidoptera; Pyralidae.